Messenger RNA from Schistocerca gregaria, 2492 nucleotides. RefSeq lists its product as uncharacterized. The transcript has 3 exons. The record is from RefSeq and is a predicted model, not a curated record. Bases 252 to 2012 code for a protein of 586 amino acids. Lineage: Eukaryota; Metazoa; Arthropoda; Insecta; Orthoptera; Acrididae.
AGUGGCGAGCGGUUAGUCCGAGAAGUGAGCGGGGCCGGUGAAGCACCGCUGCCUUGGUCAACGCCUGAGGCCCCGGCCGUGCGUCAGAGCAGAGAGCCGCCGCCCGUGGUGGUGGGGGAAGUGGCGGCAGGCUCGCUGCAGCGGUGGAGCCGGCAGUCGGCGGAUGACCAAGGAUGCGGAGGCAGCGCGCUCACUGGACAGCAGCCGCGGCGGGACUGCAGUGACACAACACAGGUGUGCCCACUGCCGCAAUGCGCCCCCAAGUGCAAACCUGCUUGCUUCUCCUCGUCGGGGUGCUGACCAGUCCCAGCACGGGGGGAACGAUUGGCAACAGGGACGACCGUUUAUACUUGGACGGUGUGGUUGGCGCAGAUCCUUCAGGUGAGGACCCACACGCGAAUCGUCCACUUUGGAAGACCAGGCCCGGAAGCUCCCACCUACGAAAUGUCCGGGCCAGCAGUCCAGGAGUUGGAGGAGUAGAGGAGUCCAGGUUCACACUGGAGCAGGCACCCACCAACAGUGCACUGCUGCACACCUCUCCUGGGUUGGCCCAGCAGCUGGGGAGCACAGAACCACCAAUGGUGUACAGGCCCCUGCUAGACGAAGAUCAGCUCGUUGCAUUCGAACUCAACAAGUUGAAGACGACCCUGCCGCCACCAACCAACAUUUCUGGAGAAGUAACUGCUCCUGUUGCUGUAGCAGUGUCCAACCAGCCUGAAGGUGAUACGGACAUCUCGUCGCAGCUGGCAGAGCUGCUCAAAAGCAUUCUGAGCGAGUCCGAAGACCAAGAAAAAUCGAGGACGCAGCAACCGAGGCAGCCUCCCAGAGUCGACGUCACAUCAACUGGCAAACCACCCGAAAUCCACGAGUUCCGUCCACAACUAGAAGACGAUCUGAAGAGUGUCCUCAAGCUCAAACCACAACAGCCGCAACUCAAUGCUACCGUGUACCUGCCUCUGCAGCAAACUGCAAAGGUGCCUGCGAAUGACUCCGAAGAGGACUUGAAACACAUUCUUCCGACUCUCGAGGAGACACUUGGCAGUGUUUUGAAAGACAGUGAGGCUGAGGUACUUUCGUCGACCAACCGGCCGGUACUACCACCAUUACAUCCGACAGUGACGGACACCAAGCAACCGCAGCUCACGACGGAGGUGCCACUGACUGAUGCUGCAGAGGACUUGAAACACAUUCUUCCAUCUCUCGAGGAGGCACUCGGUGGCAUUUUGAAGGACAGUGAGGCUAAAGUACCUACCACAACCGGUCACUCAGUGAUACCACCAGCACGUCCAACAAUGACAGACAGCAAGCAACUGCCGCAGACAACAGAAGUGCCACCGACUGAUACUGAUGAGGACUUGAAACACAUUCUUCCGACUCUCGAGGAGGCACUCGGCAGCAUCUUGAAAGACUGUGACGUCAAGGUACCUACCACAACCAGUUGGUCAGUGAUACCACCGGCAAGUCCAACAACUACAGAGAACAAACAACCACCGGAAACGACAAAGGUGCCACCGACUCGUGCUGAAGAUGACUUCAAACACAUUCUUCUAGCUCUUGAGGAGGCAGUUGGCAGCAUCCUGAAGGAUAGUGAGGCUGGAAUAUCUAGCACAACCAAUCAGUCGGUGCUACCAUCAGCACAUCAGGCAACAAAUGACAGCAAACAACUGCUGAAGACAACAGAGGUGCCGCUGACUAGUGCCGAAGAGGACCUGAAACACGUCCGUCCAGCUCUCGAGGAAGCACCUGGCACCAUCUUGAAGGACAGUGUGGUCAAAGUACCUACCACGACAAGCCGGCUAUUGUUACCACCUUUAUCUCCAACGACAACAGACAAAAGACAACACUAUUCAGCAGUCCGGCCCCAGCCAGAGGACACCGUCCGACCCAUUCUGGAGAAAACUCUGUUGGAGCAGGAAGCAACUGCGCAACGGCAAACUUCUCCACCAUUUGUCUGGCACCACAGACCACCGAAAAAAAAGGAUUACAGUUUCGAUAACUUCCUGCCAGAGUAGGAGUGAAUGUUCAGGGAUAUUUUGCAGAACAGUGACUGUUCUCCCAAGAUGACCUCAUAGUUACUUACAUGUUCCACAGUGCAAUCAGUCUGUCUUCAGAUAAGGAGCUUCUCUUCCAGGCAGUUAAACCUAUCUAGCAGGAUGUGCUCAAUAUCCAAAAUUUGAGCCAAACAAACAGUAGGCAUAGUUGUCAAAUGUUUGAGUGACACUGGCAAACACUGUGAACCAGAUAGCUACUGUCAGAUGGGGUUAAGCUGACAGAAAAGUUAAAACGGUUUGAGAUUUAAAAAAAUUCCCAAACCCAAUGAUUGGUAGAAAGGGAGAUUAUUUUAUUUUGAAGUUAACACAUCGUGGUUCAAUGUACAGUGAACACAUUAUUUGUGUAUGUUCACAAAGCAAAUUUGUGGUCGCAUUUUCUUGUUCUUAACCUUUCUUUGUAUGUUACUCUGAAAUUUGUAUUAAAAUUUACUCAUCAUGUCA